AUGCGAUACCAACGCCUACGCCAGAGUCGUCGCCGCGCCAUGACCUCUCUCUACGGCCGGCUCUGGCGACCCAGACCAGGUGUAAUUCUCGCCACGGCCCUAGCCUCGCUAGUCUUGAGGGACGGCGCUUCUCACGAGGUUAGGAUGCUGCUGGAUACCGGUUCUGAGCUGUCGUUUGCUACAAGGGAGCUGGUCAAGAAGCUCAGCUUGCCGAUUUCUCCAGCUGUGCUACCGGUCGUUGGUAUCAGUGGUUCGACCUCGGCCUCUAAUGGGUUCUCUCAAUUCUCUCUCAAGUCUCUGCACUCCAGCAAGCAGAUUCUUGUCAAGGCCUACGUUCUCGAUAGCCUCACGUCGUCGUUGCCGUCGUUCUCUGCCUCUCAACCUCAGCAGUGGAAGCAUCUCCGAGGGUUGCAGCUAGCGGAUCCACACUAUCUGACGUCAAGACCUGUCGAUCUUCUCAUUGGCGCAGAUUUCUUUGGAUCGAUAGUGGAGCCGCAGAUUAUCAAGGGGCCAUCCGACUCUCCUAUUGCGAUGCUGAGUCUCUUCGGGUGGGUAGUGCUAGGGCCCACCUCUGUAGCGAUGUCGGCGGUGGUCUAUGUGAAGGUGACGAGUGAGGAUGGUGUCAGCAUCUCCUUAGCUGUCGCUAAGACGAAGGUAGCUCCUCUCAAGAAGCUCACCAUCCCGCGUCUGGAGCUCAACGCCGCGGUCAUCCUAGCUAAGCUCACAAGGUACGUGAUUGAGCAGCUCAACCUUGAUAGUGCUCCGGUCCAUUUGUGGACGGACUCCGCGGUUGCUCUGGCGUGGAUUUGCGCUCAUCCUUCCCGGUGGAAGGAAUAUGUCCACAACAGGGUAACCGUCGUUCAGGAGCUUGUGCAACAAGCCAGUUGGAGGUACGUCAGUGGGAAGGAGAAUCCUGCUGAUUGCGCAUCAAGGGGCAUCUCGGUGGCUCAACUCAAUGGCCAUCAUCUGUGGUGGACGGGCCCAAAAUGGCUACGGAAGGAGGCGUCUCAGUGGCCAAGUGGAAGAGCAACGUUGGACCCGUCUACGGAUUUAGAGGAGAAGCCGGGGUUGACUUUAGCCGCUUCCCUCGGACGAUCGAGUCUCUGGGAUCUCUGUUCGCGGUAUUCCUCUCUCUACAAGUUGCUGAGGAUCACAGCAAUUUGCCAAACGGUUGUGGGGAAUAUGCUGCGGAAGCUGGAAAGGAAGAGGGGCAUCAUCGUUCCAGCUUUGUUCAGCCCAGGGAGCAUGGAGGCAGCUCGGCUUUAUUGGGUCAAGGCGACUCAAGCCCAUCAUCUCCAAGCCGAGUGUGACAUCAUCUCUCACGGAUUGCAGUUGAAGAAGUCUCAUCCGUUGACCAAGCUCACGGCCUUCAUUGAUCAACAAGGAGUUCUCAGAGUCGGCGGGCGGUUGAAGUUCUCUACUCUAGGGCCAGAGAGUAGGCAUCAGGCCAUCAUCCCUCAAGGCUCAGUGCUCGCGGAGCUCAUCAUCAGGGACUCUCAUCAGCGGACGCUGCACGGUGGGACUCAACUCACCUUGGCACAUCUCCGGAGGUCUUACUGGAUUAUUGGAGGUCGUCUACCAGUAAGAUCCUUCAUCCUCAAGUGCGUGGAGUGCGCACGUCAUCGGGGAAUUCGCGCUCAGCAGCUGAUGGGGCAGCUUCCAGUGGCACGUCUGGUGUCGGAUCGUGCUUUCUCUAACACUGGUGUGGACUAUGCCGGACCAGUGUCUCUCAAGACUUGGAGGGGACGUGGUCACAAGACCCAGAAGGGUUGGUUGGUGAUCUUCGUGUGUAUGGCCACGUCCGCUCUCCAUCUGGAAGCUGUCACGGACUACACCGCGGAUGGUUUCAUCGCCGCCUAUCGGAGGUUCGUGAGUCGUCGGGGAUACUGCAGACACCUGUAUAGUGACUGUGGGACCAACUUCAUCGGGGCGGAUAAGGAGCUGAAGAAGUUGUUCUCCGCUGGAGCCAAGGAGUUCCAGCAUCUCUCUGCAGUAUGUCUCAAGGACGGAACGUGUUGGUCUUUCAACCCCCCUGGAGCCCCUCAUUUCGGGGGAAAAUGGGAAGCAGCGGUUAAGUCGGUAAAGUACCAUCUCGCUCGAACGGUUCGAGAUACGGCUCUCACGUUCGAGGAGCUCUCUACGCUGCUGUCCCAGAUUGAAGCCGUUCUCAACUCCAGGCCUCUACAACCGCUCUCGGAAGAUCCUGACGAUGUGUCCUGCCUCACCCCGGGGCACUUCCUCAUUGGAGAAGCUCCAAUAGCUCUUCCGGAGCCCUCACUGGAACACCUCAACGUUGGACGGCUCUCUAGAUGGCAACUGAUCCAGCAGAGGCUGCAGUUCUUCUGGAAGCAAUGGUCUACAGGGUAUCUGCAGCAGCUCCAGUCCAUCUCCAAGUGGCAUCACCCGUCCAACGAGAUCAAAGUCGGCAGCCUGGUUCUCCUCUACGACGAGCGGUUCCCGCCAGCGAAGUGGCCUCUUGCUCGGGUCACAGCUCUACAUCCUGGAAGGGACGGUCUCUCCAGAGUUGUGACCAUCAGGACCGCCUCGACGACGUUGACCAGGCCGAUCUCCAAGCUGGUCUCUGCAAACGAUCUCUACUCCUUCUGUGUCAGCAACGGGGUUCCUGACGGGGGGGAGAAUGUUGAGGCGACGGCCUCAUGUGGCGAAGGGUGGCAGCACCUCCUGGGCGAGGUCUGCCUGACCGGCCGCGCUGGCAUCCAGGUGCCUAAUUGCACCUGA
Messenger RNA from Diachasmimorpha longicaudata, 2739 nucleotides. RefSeq lists its product as uncharacterized. Bases 1 to 2739 code for a protein of 912 amino acids. Gene Ontology annotation, molecular function: nucleic acid binding. The record is from RefSeq and is a predicted model, not a curated record. NCBI's taxonomy places the organism in Eukaryota, Metazoa, Arthropoda, Insecta, Hymenoptera, Braconidae. The transcript has 3 exons. Gene Ontology annotation, biological process: DNA integration.